This is a messenger RNA of Spodoptera littoralis (African cotton leafworm), 513 nucleotides long. Lineage: Eukaryota; Metazoa; Arthropoda; Insecta; Lepidoptera; Noctuidae. The record is from the annotation of a GenBank genome assembly.
AUGGAUGCAGACCACUUAACUAAACAAAAUGAGGAGAUUGAAGCAUUAAGUGCUAUAUAUGGUGACGAUUGGAACAUGGAGAGCGACAAAAGCUCGGACGCGGACGUCGCACCUGGCCAGCGAGUGCCCCCCCGCCCGAGAGAGGAGCCGCCGACGUGCGCGAACUGCGACGGAGCGCACACGGCGAACAACACGUCGUGUCCGGUGUUCCGCUGCGAGACGCGCAACCCCAGAGCGGGCACGGUGGCGCGCACCACCACCACCACCACUAUCACCACCACCGCCGCAACAAGCAAGCCAGCCACCACACAACCGAAGGGCAAACCAAACGCCCCUGGGUCAUUAAUGGCCGCGGCAAACGAGCCGGUCGCAAAACGCCGUGCAAGGCGCGGGCGCAGGAGGGCGAAGAAGGCGCCCCCGCCGCCACUGCCGCCUCUGCGGCGCCCGCGCCACUGUCAAAGCUGGGGCGCCUGCUGCCCCCGCGACCAAAGCGCCCGUCACCGCCGCAACUAA